CCCCGGCCGCCGCCGCCGCAGUCGCGGCGAUGCCUAUUUUAGUCAAAGCCGCGGCGGGCGCUGGGACCUGCCCGGGGCUACCCAGUCUCCGAAACCGCCUGCGGGCCGAGGCUCCUGCUUUGGGCGCCCGUCGAGCCGCUGCGUCGCUGUUCCGCUGCCCUGCCUUUCCAUCGCCAAACUUUGGCCAGCGACGCCCGGGCUCCGUGCCGGGGACAAACCAGGGGCAGUUCAACAUAAGACAUUUAAGUCCACUCAGUAGUAAUCAACAUAAGCUGAAACCCAUAAGAUCCCAUCAAUAUUUAAUGACAAGUGGAAUUUUCAACAUGAAUUUUACAGAGUCCAGCCCUCUGGCAGAAUCAACUGCAAUAGGUUUUACACCUGGGUUAGAAAGUCUCACACCUGUGCCUUCCAAUGAGACCACUUGUGAAAACUGGAGAGAGAUACAUCAUCUAGUUUUUCAUGUGGCAAAUAUUUGUUUUGCAGUUGGUUUGGUUAUUCCAACUACUCUUCACCUUCAUAUGAUAUUUCUUAGAGGGAUGUUAACUAUAGGUUGCACCCUUUAUAUCGUCUGGGCCACUCUCUACCGAUGUGCCUUGGAUAUAAUGAUCUGGAACUCUGUGUUCUUGGGUGUCAACAUUUUGCAUCUUUCAUAUCUUUUAUACAAGAAAAGACCGGUCAAGAUUGAAAGGGAACUCACUGGCAUCUACCGGCGAUUAUUUGAACCACUCCAUGUGCCUCCAGAUUUGUUCAGAAGAUUGACUGGACAGUUUUGCAUGAUCCAAACCUUGAAAAAGGGGCAGACUUAUGCCGCAGAGGAUAAAACCUCAGUUGAUGACCGUCUGAGUAUUCUCCUGAAGGGAAAAAUGAAGGUCUCCUAUCGAGGACAUUUUCUGCAUAAUAUUUACCCCUGUGCCUUUAUAGAUUCUCCUGAAUUUAGAUCAACUCAGAUGCACAAAGGUGAAAAAUUCCAGGUCACCAUUAUUGCAGACGAUAACUGCAGAUUUUUAUGCUGGUCAAGAGAAAGAUUAACUUACUUUCUGGAAUCAGAGCCUUUCCUGUAUGAAAUAUUUAGAUAUCUUAUAGGAAAAGACAUUACAAAUAAGCUGUAUUCAUUGAAUGAUCCCACCAUAAAUGAUAAAAAGGCCAAAAAGUUAGAGCACCAGCUCAGCCUUUGCGCACAGAUCUCCAUGCUGGAAAUGAGGAACAGCAUAGCCAGCUCUAGCGACGGGGAAGACGGUUUACACCAGUUUCUGCGGGGCUCCUCCAGCUUGUCUUCUCUUCACGUGUCUUCCCCACAGCAUCGAUCUUCUACCAAGAUGAAGCCCAUAGAGGAAGGGGUGGAGGAUGAUGACGAGGUCUUUGAACCAGUGUCUCCAAACACAUUGAAAGUUCAUCAGCUGCCUUGAUCAGAAUUCAACUUACCCAGGUGGAAACUGUCCUGAAGAGAUCAUGAGAAAAUACCAGCACUUUUUCAUGGCUUUUAGAUUAUUCUACUUCACUGCACUAAAGCUGGCACAGUCUGAGGGCAGGAAAGUGAGAAAUGGUCAAAGAUAGAAAAGUCAUUUUUCCUGUCCUUUUUAUUCGUCAGCUUUUUUAAGUUUUAUUGAGCCUUCUGUACUAAACCUCAUUCUAUUUUGAGAUAGAUAUUUUCACAGUAUUUUCUAGAUACAGCAUAGUAUUGUUUUAACUGUUAAAAUCUUAGGGCUCCAGUGCAAAUGCUUUUUCACUUAUUUUUCCAAGUUGCAUCUUAUUUUCCUCAUGGAGAAUUUUUUUUUCUCUACCAUGGCAAUCUAAAAUAGGUUGUCCAUUUGAUAAUUUUAAUAAAUGAUAUAAGUUGAAAUUAAGGGUGAGGUCAUGUUAGAAAGCAGGGAAUGGUUUGCUUUGCUCAAUUGAUUUUUUUAUGGGAAAUUUUAGAGAAAGAUGCAAUUCGACUGGUUUUCUUUUUCUCCCAGGCUAGAAGUGUUCCUUCACUAGAUUACAUUACUCAUUUGAGCACUGUAAAUAGCUCCAUAAUGACCAAACUCAUCUGAGUGAACUCACAUUGCCCUUAUAUUAUGCCAUGUAUCUGCUGGUCUGAAACCUGAAGCUGGAAUGAUAAUAAACAGAAGCAUUUCUGAGCUCAGCAUCAUAUUCAGCUCAACUCGGCCUCCUUGCAAUUUGGAGCCAUCUUGCACCAAACCACUGGAUAUAGAAAUGCUUUACUUGCAGGGAAUUGAGGGAAGUCAAGUGGCUGAGCAAGGUCCACGGGAUAAGGUAGUGGAGGUCAGCUUCCUUCUUUGGUCUGCUUCUGGAGUGUCAUGUUGUUCUCUAGAGGCCAGAUACUCAGUCCCAGAGCUGUGGACUAUGAAUGCAGCUGUGGGGUACAUGGUUCACCUCAGGUCAUGCUAUGGAUGCCCACCCAACCUAGAGGGCCUCUGGGGGCCUUGAUUCCACAUCUCACCUUUCUGCUAGAAUCAUAUUUCAGCCAACAGUUAUAUUUAGCUGGUGGGAAAUGACUUGCUUAAAUAGUCUGGUUAUUGUGUCUGUGGCACGUGGCCAGGCCACUCAGUUGAAUGAGGCCCGUUGAUUGGCUAUGCUAGUUGCAUCCCAUUCAUGUUUUUUUCUCACUUCCUAGAACCAUCCCCAUCACAUUAAAUAGCUAAGCAAAGUUCCAAAUGAAAUUAGCUUCAGGUGAACCGAGCCCAAAACAGUAUCUCUUGCCAUGAGGUGACUUCUGUUAGAGAACUAAAGGAAAUGAGCCAGUCUAGGGCCACCUCAUUUUCCUACAUCCAUUUCUUUGAAGCUAGGUAUUUUAUAUUUCACUUGAGUUAAAUUUACAUGCUAGGUCACUCCUUGAGGACAUUGACAGCUCCAGCUGUGUCCUCUAGCUCCUGACACCUUUAUCAAAUACUAGCUCAUUCAUGUCAGAGUGAAAGGGCCGACUUCUCUUUACUAGUAUGGCAGUCUCUUCAGUGUUUUAAGUUAAGAAUUUAUUUUGGAGAAAUGAAGCCGUGGUGAAUGGUGUACUUGGCCUUGGCUUUAAGAUUGGAGCCAUUUAUUAGACUGAACCAUCUCUUUAUGAUCUGAGAGCACACACACACACACACACACGCAACUAUGAUGUGAUCAUGUAGGUGCUGCUUUCCUUUAACCACUGGAGUGAGGUCAGGUAGUGCAUUUAGUUUACACAUGCAUAAGACUAAUUUGCAAAAUCAUUCUGUAGAGUAAUUAGAUAUGACAUCCUUCCCUGAGGACAAAGUAAUUUUAGAUUCUGCUGCAGCUACAUUUUAAAUGUUCUAUGGAUCCAUGGAAACUUGUAGUUUUCUUACCCUGACCCAUCUUCUGACUGGCUCAUCUCACUUUGUUAACCCCAAGUGACAGAGAAGGUCAUCUCUAGUGAACAGCCUUGUUGUGUUUUGCAGGUUAUUUUCUAUAGUGCUGGGAGCAAAACUGUUUUUAAAGCACACUGCUAAAAGUAGGUGAUAUAAAAAGAAAAGAAAAUUUACUGUUUUGCUAAGGUGUGUAUGUGUGAAAGAGACAGAGAGAGAGAGGCUCUCUAGAUAAGACUGUAAUGUCAAGGUAGAAGAGCCACUUAGCCUGAAUAGAGAACAUGAAACUAUUUUUAAAUGCAUACUGCCAAGGAAAACAAUGAGAUUCAGAGAAAAGGAGCCUUAAGCAAGACAUUGAAUAGGCCUCCCAUAUGGACUUGACUGCAAGUUAGCAGAUAAGAAAACAGAAAAGAAUAUCAAGUGUAAAACCUCCUAUGGAUGACUUUAAAUUCAUUCAUAUAAAUGAACAACUGUAUCUUUGUGUAACACAUAAAUACAUAGAUAAAAACAUGUUUGCUGCCAAAGUCCCCAAUAGGAUGCUUCCAGUGUUUUUGGCAUUUACUUAGCUAUGUGAUCAAUGUUCUGAAAAUGGCCUGAAAAAAUUAUUCUAUAUAUAACCCUGAAUCUAUAUUUAAAUAUAGCAUCGAGUCAGUUGUAUGAAUCUAGAAUGUAAUUAUACUAGAAUCUGUCAUUUAAAAUAUUUUGAGAUCCCUCCGAAAUAUUUAUAUUUAUAAAAAGAAUAAGAUAGCAAAGAUACUAUAUAACUCCUCUAUGAUGUUUAUCUAAUAUCUUAAAUUAGUAAUAAUGGGUGCUAUAUGAUUAUAUUUCAGUCACUCUCCUUGGUUUUUUGGAGUCUUUUCCAUUUCUCUCAUCACUCAGUUUCAUUUUAACCAUGGGUCACAUUUUGUGCUAGGAGCUACCAGUUUCUGCCUCUUAGGUCCUAUCAUGGCCCCAAAGACAGUCAUUUGACUGCCGUUCCUUUAUGGAAAGCUGAUGUAACCUACACACUGCCAUGUCCCCAGUACACCCAGAUAAAGAGGCAGGUGCCUGCAGUAAAAUUCCAUGCUACUGUGUGGUGGCUCCCAGCCAACCACAUGGCCUCAGCCUCAACCCUUGGGAAAGUGAUCUCUUCCUCUUUGCAAACCCCAAGGUGCAGCUCCAAGGAUUUGCUUUUUUUUUUUCUUCCCCCUUUAAUUUCCCUGGUCAUUUCUUAAGCUACUGUAUAGAAACCUUUGACCCUGCUACACCUCAGUUUCUUCUCCCUUUUCCCUUCCCAACCCUGGUUUUCCAACCUCAUUUUCUAACUGUUACCAACUAGAGCAAUUAGAAUUCCCACCUACUCAACUCAGAGUAGCAAGGAUUCAGUGGGGUGUUAUGAGGGGACUGGGGGCCGAGGCAUAUGCACUGCCCUGAUUCUACUCCUCCAAAGACAGCUCUCACUGACGUAGCCAUGAUUGACCACAGAGCCCAACACCUUGUGUGUAACACUGGUGUGUCAUAAACUCAAGAAGUCUGCGUCUAAGUACUAUUUGCAGGGUUUUCUGUUAUCCUUACAACAUAGUUUUAAAAUACGUGAGGAUUUUAUGAGUGCUUUAUACAGACACAUUAUAGCAAAGUGUUUUUAGGUACCAUUUACAUUGAUAACAUUAUAAUAAGAAUAUGUUAUGUCUGAAUACAGACUUAUUGUUUAAAAUGUCUUCAUAUAUUGCUACUCGAUCAAAUAAAUUUCUUAGAAAAUG
This is a messenger RNA of Marmota monax (woodchuck), 5047 nucleotides long. RefSeq names its product blood vessel epicardial substance (gene Popdc1). NCBI's taxonomy places the organism in Eukaryota, Metazoa, Chordata, Mammalia, Rodentia, Sciuridae. Bases 30 to 1406 code for a protein of 458 amino acids. Gene Ontology annotation, molecular function: cAMP binding. The record is from RefSeq and is a predicted model, not a curated record. Gene Ontology annotation, cellular component: sarcolemma. The transcript has 9 exons.